This is a messenger RNA of Caretta caretta (loggerhead turtle), 3012 nucleotides long. Its product is annotated as regulator of G-protein signaling 22-like. NCBI's taxonomy places the organism in Eukaryota, Metazoa, Chordata, Testudines, Cheloniidae. Gene Ontology annotation, cellular component: nucleus; cytoplasm. Gene Ontology annotation, biological process: regulation of signal transduction. The record is from RefSeq and is a predicted model, not a curated record. Gene Ontology annotation, molecular function: G-protein alpha-subunit binding.
AUGCCUGGCCUUGGGAGGGGAUUGCUAGAAACCGCCACCACAGGUCCGGGGGUGCUGGAGGAGCUGCUGACCUAUGAUGACCUUUUCCUAGAGUAUUUCAAUGCCUUCCUGGCUCUGCCUGCCUUUCCUUUGAGACUGCGCUACGACCGGCUCAGGGGGCAACUGCAGGAGCUGGACAGCUUCCUCUCGGAGUCUCCCAGCCAGACGGGGAUGAAGCCAAGCUCUCCUCACUAUGGAGCCACUGAUGCAGAGAGGGAAAGGAUCCUGGGCUGGCUGAGGAGGGAGCGCUUACCCCCUUUUCAGAGGACGGCCCUUUACCUGGAGUACAAGCUGGCAAAGCUGCUGAUUCGUCCCCUGGAUGAAGGCUACCCAGUGAGCCGGCAUGAGGUUCGUGGGUACAGCCGUCAGUCUGACAGUGCCACCGUUUCCAGAAUCCCCAGUCAUCCAUCAACAGCUGGGCUGCCCACCGGGGUUCCCAGCCUUGGGCUGUGGAGGCCUCCUAGUCAGACCCACAGCACCCCAGCCCACCUAGGCUGCUUCUCCAGUGUCCCUGACCAGCUGCCCUGGGGGAGCCCUGUGGAGUUCCCAGCUGCCGUGAGUCUGGGACAAUCUCCCUUUGCAGAGGGGCUGAGCAGGCUGCACCUCCAAAGCCUCCUGCCUGACUCUGGCACAGGAGUGGCCAACGAAGGAUCCGUGGAUGGCUGGACCAACGCUGGUGGGUCUGAGAGAUCCCUUGCUGGCCUGACCAGAGCUGCCUCUAGCUCUUCACCCACGGCAGGGCACAUCAAGUACCACCCGGGCAGCAGGCGCCAAGGGGAGCCGGUCUCAGGCACCAGGAAGGUGCUGCCGUUUGACCUGGACGAAUCAAGUGCCUCUGAGGGAGGGGAGGAAUCCUGGCUGCUCCCUGGCUUUGGCCAUUCCACUCUUCAGCAGCUGAAGGAGGACGUGCUGGGGACGAGGGCUGGUAUGGAUGGCUUCAAGGAGUUUCUCCAUGGCACCCUGGGGAUCCACCUCCUUCACUUCUGGAUGGACUGUGAGGAUGUCAUGGAGCGCACCAAGUGCUUAGAGGCCAGUGCUGCCCAGCGGGAGGCCCAGCUCCUCUGUGUCAGCCUCUGCCGGAACAUUCAAGACACGUACAAGCUGAGCCUGUCUCUGGCUUCCCAGGAGCAGAAGUGUGAGGCUCAGGGCAGCAUUGAGGCAACUUUCACUGCCUUCAGCAGGAGCCAGUAUGAUGCUCUGAGACGCCUGCGUGCCUACUGGGUUCCCAGGUUUCUCCUCCACCACCAGAGAACCAGACACCUCAGGGCUGUCCCCACCUCAGGCUCCCAGACUAAGCCUAGGCCGCCCGUGGCAACUGACUUCCUGCCUUCGCUCAAGGUGUUUGCGUCGCUUCCUGUUGUGGGUGGCGGAUGCAUGAGCUGCACGAAUAGAAGCGCAGACUGGUUCAGUCUUCCGUGCUCCGGUGCAAGCUGGCGAGGGAGGAUUGCAUCAGCUCGGCAGCCAGACCUCCCAUGGAAUCUCCCUGACACACCGCUGACCUCCCACCUCCUCCAAGCACUAAUGUGUGAUCCUGGGGCUGGGGGGAGCUUUCUUCACUACCUGACCAGGUUUGAGGAUGCUCAGAAGGUCCAUAACUUCCAGCUGUGGCAAGUGCUGGAGGAGCACCAGGCUGCUUGGGAGUGGCAGGCAGACCGGCUCCAGCCCCACCGCUCAGCCUGGCAGAUCUUCCAUAUGUAUUUGGUGCACGGUGCGCCAUAUGAUGUCGGGCUCAGCUCCAAUCUGCCACAUUACAUCCAGCAGCUUCAGGAGAUGCUCAGCUCCAGCAACCAACCUCUGGAGCCUUUGGCCUUGGAACCAGUGGCUCAGCAUGUGCUCGCUGUUCUCUGUGAGGCCUGGCUCCACUACCUCCGCCAUGAGAUAGCCACCUUCCUGGAGUACUGCCUCCCAGCCUCUUACUUGGAAGUGCAGGAUGUCAGGAGCAAAGACAGUAGAAUAAAGCAGAGAAGAGACAGGGCCAGGAAGAAGAAGGAAAAUACUGGCUUUCAUGCCCAGAAAGGCAGAGAACAGCAGAGGAGGUGGGGGAAGAAAGCAGCAGCCAAGCCGCAGGGCUCAGGCCACACUGGCCUGGCAAGCGGGGAAGGGUCAGUGACGCCCCAGCGUGCCCUGGAACUGCUCAACAACAAGGUGGUUUUCAAAGCCUAUAGAAAGGCGGCUCAGGAAAUGCAAGAUGCAGGGCUCCAGAGGGUGCUAGGGCUGUUGGAGAAGCUGGAGCGGUGCCGGGCAGCCCCAGAGGGCAGGAAGCGGCUGAGCUGUGUGCUGAAGCUCCUGGACCUCUUUGAAGGGGCUGGGCCGCUGAGCCCUCAUCUCCCCAGGGAGCUGAGGAAGAGACUGAGGACAGAGGUGGGCCAGGGAGCAGUAAGCGACUCAAGCGUGGAAGAAAUCCAAGCUGCCUUGUAUGCGCACAUUGCUUCGGCCUUUGAGAGCUUCUGGGCUGAGGUGAGCAAGGGGCUGGACAGGCACGGAGUACAGCCUUCCCGGAUCCAAGAUGAGGGCUGGCCCAAGCUUCAGCCGCUCCUGCAUUUGCUGGCUGCCAAGGUGGCCCUCAAGCAUCUAAGGACCAGGAAAGCUGCCGGGGGGUUAGCAGCUACAGCCCAGCCCAGCCAGGAAGACAAGGCCUCCUUCUGCCAAUUUCUCAGGGCUGCUGCUGAAGGCUGGCCCACCCUGGAGAGGCUGCACUUCCUCAAACACCUGCAGGUCCAUGGUCCCCCUGUGCUGGAGCACGGCCUGCACUUCCACCUGGAGGUGCAGAAGUUCAAGAACGCCCAUCAUGCCAUGCCGGACAGGGCUCUCCUGAGGAAGAAGGUGCAGGUGAUCCGCAACUGCUUCCUUGUCUCCCAGCUGGAGCCCCGGCUGCAGGUAGGCCUCAUGCUCGGACACAAGAGUAGGGACGGGGCAAACAGACUGUCAGGCAGGCCUAGGGCAAGAGAGGAGGAGCUGGGUCUGAAGUAUUAG